UUCAUAUGUAGAUAAAUUUUUUAGUUAUCAAUCGAAAAUUCUAAAUUAAAUAUGAUUUCUUUGACAAAACCAUAUUUGAAAAUCGAGAGCAAUAAAUUUUACUUUAGUCGAAAACCGAGAAUUACAUUUUGGAUGUUUUUUAUCUUAACGAUAAUUAUUUCUACAAUUAUCUGUCAUUGCAUAACAAAUGGAUUAUUUUUAUUAAUGACAUUUAUUUUGGGAGAAAUUAUUUUUGGUCUUGAAGCAUUUGGUGAUUGGGAAGAAUUAACAUUGGAUAGAAAAGAAAAUUUAGUAAUUUUUUCUAAAAACUCCUGGCAUGAUAAAUUAUUUAGUAAAAAUUCAGUUAAGUAUUUUUUCAAAAGUAAAUUAAGCGAUAUACGUCAUGUUGGUGUAUCUCAGAAUAUGGGACUAUUUAUACUACCACGAAAUGGUAAAGUUGUAUUCAUUGGCACGCAGGGAUUAAGUCGUGAUGAAGUUCAAAAUAUUAAAAGAGAUAUAAAUUUUUUUCUUAAUUUAAAUAAAACUGAAUGUUUAGAAAAUAAUUUUUUAAAUAUCACAGAAUCUGAACAGUAUUUACAAACGUUACUUCAAAAAUGUAAUCAUAAUGAUAAUUUGAAAGAGAUAUUUUUAAAGAAUCAUAGAAAAUUAAAUUUAAAUGUACCUGUUCAUCAGCAUCAAAGUAGUCCGUUGUUAGGAGAUGACAGCAAAAAAUUAACCAAAAUAUUUUGGAAUAAACAACCCUAUGAUACUGACAACUUUCAAAAUAUUCACCUUUCGCAUAUGAGACGUAGAAAUUCAGUUCCUAGAAGAUAA
Messenger RNA from Leptopilina boulardi, 813 nucleotides. RefSeq lists its product as uncharacterized. Lineage: Eukaryota; Metazoa; Arthropoda; Insecta; Hymenoptera; Figitidae. The record is from RefSeq and is a predicted model, not a curated record. The transcript has 2 exons. Bases 52 to 813 code for a protein of 253 amino acids.